Dama dama (fallow deer) is the source of this 2486-nucleotide messenger RNA. RefSeq names its product death domain-containing membrane protein NRADD-like. The record is from RefSeq and is a predicted model, not a curated record. Gene Ontology annotation, cellular component: cell surface; plasma membrane. The transcript has 5 exons. NCBI's taxonomy places the organism in Eukaryota, Metazoa, Chordata, Mammalia, Artiodactyla, Cervidae. Gene Ontology annotation, molecular function: coreceptor activity; death receptor activity; nerve growth factor binding. Bases 1491 to 2180 code for a protein of 229 amino acids. Gene Ontology annotation, biological process: Rho protein signal transduction.
UGUUUCUCUGGCAGCUUCACACCCAGUCCCACUUAAGGCUCACCUCCACGCAUGUGCGCGUUCCUGGGCCGGGCGGGGCCAGACUGUGGGCGGCCCCGCCCCCAUCAUCGCCCCGCCCCCUCGGUGUCCAGUCCUCUGCCGCCCGCUUUCGUCUCCGCCGGGUGAAAACCUGGUCUCUCCAGGGACUCCACUGAGUGUUCCCUGCUGGCUUAAGGCCGGGAGGCCCCGUCCUGCAGGCAGAGCCGAUCCUGGGACCGACGGAGGGUCAGCCACCACAGGUCAGGAGUGGGUUGGGGACACAGCGUCGGGUCUUCCUGGAAGGAGGGAGCCGUGGCUGCCUCUCUGUACCUCCCCCAUUCUGGACCCAAAAUCCUGCGCGGUUGCGGUGCCAGCAUCUGGGUUGGGAUGCCUGUGGGAAGUCCAGGGUAGUGUGGGCGUUUAGGAUGUUGCUGUGUGCGCAUGUGUGCAUAUUUGUGGGCCUCCAGAUGGGUGUGUGUGGAGGAGGGGUUGGUAGAGGCUCCAGUCUCGCAGCAGCUCGAGGUGGAUUGGGCACAAGGCCUGGCUGUCUCUGCAAGCUAGCGUUAGUCACAGGCUCACCCGCCAACCCCGAUCCAGGCAGGGUUCCUUAUGUGGUAAGUGACACAACUGUACAUACACAUCCUUCAUGUUGCAAAGGUGGCCAGAGGCUCCAUGCCAGACCCACUUGUCUAGUGUGCAGUUUUGCUGUCCACAUCCACCCCUGGCCUUAUGGAGGGAAGUGAGUUUGGAGUGCCGGGGUUGGGCCAGAUGUGGAUGUUGGGCAGUUAUGGGACUUUCCCUCAGGUCUCAUCUCCAUCCCUUUUCCAGGCAAACUCCCCUUCUCUGCCUAGUCCAGGGUCUCUUCCCCAGGCCUCAGGAGGGAGGUCCCAGCAGGAUCAGCCCUGUAAGGGCAGGAGGGUCCUGGGACUGCGUGUUCUUCAGAUUUCCAGCCUGCAGGCCCUUUCCAAAUUCCCAGAUAAGAAAGGGCCCAGGUACCUCUGGGCCCACAUGCCCUCUGCUUUUGCUGAAACCAAGGAAGCCUCCCAUCCUGCCCCUGACCAGGAGGUAAGGGCUGGACACUGACCCUGGAGGCAGGAGUGGGAGUUAGUCACCCCCGGAAAUGUGCUCUUCUGAGAACUCUGGGGAGCUCCCAUCAGCCAGUGAGCCUCCGCCUGGCUCUGGCUUAUGGGGGACGGGAGUCCCCCUGGUCUUCCUGUGCUGUCUCUGGACUCAGAUGUGGGGUUUGCCAAGGUCUUUGAGACAGCUGCACUCUGGUCUCCUCCAGCUUUGGCCAGCUGGGACCAGCAGUAUCAGCUCCACCCCAUUUGACACCAGAGGAAACUGGUCCAGAUUGCCCCUGCUAGACUCAGAGAAGAGGUCUCCCAGCUCCUUUUUCUGUGCGCAGCUCACGACACUCCAAAAACCUUUUCUAAGAAGUGCAGCCACUGGGAGCACUGCUAGCUGGUAGAACCAUGCUGCAGAACUCCAGCCACAGGGAAGCCGUGGUCCAUGUGGAUAAGACCUGGAGGGAGCAGGACAGGGAAGGGGUAUGGGCAGUGGCAGGAGGAGCCCUGGCCCCCAGUACCUCCUCCCCAUUCUCCCCUGAGCCUCCAGGGGCCUCGGGCAGCAUCAUCCCUGUCUACUGUGCCCUCCUGGCCACUGUGGUCCUUGGUCUGAUCGCCUACGUGGUCUUCAAGUGCUGGCGCUCACAUAAACAAAGGCAGCAGCUGGCCAAAGCUCGGACCGCAGAGCUGGGGGCCCUCAGCAGGGACCAGCUGCAUGGGGACAGCAGUGUCUUCCGGGACUCUCCAGCCAGCCUGGAGCCCUCUGCCCCCAGCCAAGGGCCAUCUCCUGAACCUGGCUGCCGGCUUUACCUCCACCUUCCUCGGCAGCAGCAGGAGGAAGUGGAACGGCUCCUGGAGGUGUCGGGUGAACUGGACGACGGCUGGCAGGGUCUGGCGGGCCGUCUGGGCUACCAGGCUGAGGCAGUGGAGACCAUGGCCCGGAGCCCGGGGCCCGCCUCUGCCCUGCUGAGGGGCUGGGCUGCCCAGGAAGGCAGUGGCGCCACCCUCAGAGCGCUAGCAGACGCCCUCGCUGCCAUGGGUCGUGACGACGUGGUCCGGGCCCUGGGCCCCCCGGCCGAGGGCUGCUCCGUGGUGUGAGUCGUGGCUCCGCAGCCCGGCCUCUCAGGGAACCUGCUCUGGUGCUCCCCACUACCCCCACCUCAUACACCUUGCCCUUCUCGAGCUUCCUGGCAUUGGUGACCUCGGCUUGUUCUGUUUCGGGGGGACACACAAGUCCCCUCCCCUCCCCCUGCCUUCCUCCAGGACAGGGGUCAGGACGUGGCGGGUGGGGGGAGACAGCCAGACAGGGAGCAGCAGUCCUGCCCCCCACUCUACCUCCCCAUGCUUAGUCUCAACUGUUUUUUCUACUUUUGUACCCCACAUUAAAGGCAACUCUGGACUGUU